Messenger RNA from Saxophila tyrrhenica, 1575 nucleotides. RefSeq lists its product as uncharacterized. Bases 1 to 1575 code for a protein of 524 amino acids. The transcript is spliced from 2 exons. The record is from RefSeq and is a predicted model, not a curated record. Gene Ontology annotation, cellular component: mitochondrial inner membrane. Gene Ontology annotation, molecular function: membrane insertase activity. NCBI's taxonomy places the organism in Eukaryota, Fungi, Ascomycota, Dothideomycetes, Mycosphaerellales, Extremaceae. Gene Ontology annotation, biological process: protein insertion into mitochondrial inner membrane from matrix.
AUGAUGCCCAGUAGAGGCCUUCAUCUGGCCAGAGGCAAUGCGCCUCGCCUGUAUCAGUUGCAAUGUCGAAAUCUCUCCUCCGCAUCAAGACGAAUACCGCAAACCACGAGUCGCAACGCCUUAUCAUCGCACAACCCUCCCGCGCAAUUGCGAAGAGCGAUACCAGCCUUCACCACCUCCAUCCAAGCAACCCGCAAUGCCUCAACCAACGCCCCUCCCACACCACCACCCGCCUCCACCCCCGAGCCUCCAGUCUACCCGGACAUGGACACCAUAACCCUCGACAACAUCGACCUAUCCAGCCCCGACAUUCCCGCCCACAUCGCCUCCAUCCCCGAGAAGAUCGGUUACCUCCAUGAAAUCGGCCUCAACUACGGCUGGGGCCCUACCUCCAUCCUCGAAUGGACCAUCGAGCACUUCCACAUCUCCGCCGGCCUGCCCUGGUGGGCCAGUAUAGCCGCUACAGCCGUGGCUCUGCGAGUUGCGCUCAUACCAUUCUUCAUCAAGAGCUCCGACGUCAUGGCGCGCCAGGGGGCGCUCGUGAGCGUCACAAAACCUAUCACUGAGCGCAUGCAAGAGUCAAAGCGGAUCAAUGACCAGCAGGGGAUGCUGCAGGCGUGGGCGGAGCUGAGAGCGGUGAGGAAGAGAGCCGGGGUCAGUUUUCGGACGCAGUUCACGCCGAUGAUCUUGCAGGGAGUUUUUGGGUAUUGCGGGUUCAAGCUGUUGAGGGCGGCGUCGAAUUUGCCCGUGCCGGCUUUUAAGACGGAGGGACCGCUUUGGCUGGGCGAUUUGACGGUGCCGGAUCCUUAUUUGAUACUGCCUGUGGUGAUGGCGGGGUGUAUACAUCUGUUGAUCAGGAUGGGAGGCGAGACGGGGUCAGCGCAGAUGCCUUCCCCCGGGAUGCAGAAGUUCAUGCUGUACGGGAUGCCGGGGAUCAUCAUUCUGGGGACGGGAUACCAGUCGGCCGCUGUCUGCGUGUGGUUUGCGGCCGGGGGCGCGCUGGGCAUCGUGCAGAGUCUUACUUUGCAGCGGCCGGCGGUGAGGAAGUGGUUGGGCAUUGCGCCGCUCUACAAGCCGACGGCCGAGGAGCGAGAUCAAGGGCCGCUAGCGGCAUGGAUGGGGACACCGUCUGGUGACACUUCUAGACCGACUACUACCCGCCCGGGAUCUGGUGGAAAGAACGCAGCCUACAUGAACCCGACAUACCAAUCCCCGAACCUCCGCUCCUCCUCGAGUGCCCGGAACUCGCAGGUCAUCGAUGUCAAAGCGGUGCCCCCGAGAUCCAACGCCGCCUCUGCCUCAACAUAUGAAUCCGACGACAUGAUUUCGCCAUCCGGUCCCGCGCAAUCGAGCGCCAAGUCUAGCGGAGGUGUCUUCAAGCAGGCUUCUUCGGCUUUCAAGGACUUCUCGAAGGCCGCCACGGAGCGGAGGGAUGCGUUCUUCCGAAAUACGCCUGAGGGGAGAGCGCAGAAGGAGAAGGAGGCGAGGCGGAGGGCGGAGAAGGAUUAUGAGACGAAGGCUAGGGAGAGGGAGAGGGAGAAGGAGAGGGAGAGGCGGAAGAGGGGUGGGCGGUGA